CAGCGUUCGCUUAGACCUAAGUCAGUGUCCACGACGCGCUCUGGACUACUGAUUUGUACUUUGCGGCUGUAGUCGCUUUUAACAUGGCCCAAGUUGCAUGGAUGUUUUGUCUGUUUAUUCGAUUAUUUUCAGCGUUUCCAUUCACACAAGUGUUUACAUACGCUGAUUUUAAUGUCGACAGAAGAGCUGGGCAAGUGCAUGAAACUUACCAAUUUGCGGAGCGUCACCUCCCGGGCAAUGCACCGAUGCGUGAGGUGAUAAGGCCACGGAUAGGUGAAGACGAUGCCCUAGUUGGCUCGCGGUCCAUACAAGUACCAUACUAUUUCCUUCCGAUGUUCCAGCACUCGGCGGUUCCUCUCGUCAAUAGGAACGUGUUCAAACCGGUUGUCGGGAAAAUACAGUUACCUACUACGUUAACCAACAUCUUACUCCCGCAGCAAAAUAGUCCAGAACUCAACAACUUCUAUCCCGUGCGUAAUCCGCGUGGAGUGGAGGUAUGGUGUGGUUACAACCAUAUCUCUGUGCGCGUCAACAGAGGUAUGCUUGGGUUUAGGUGCCUGGCCUCAGUGUUCUUCCUGGGCACUUGCCCUGUCACCCGAGUCACCCCGUUUUUAUUUUACUUCCACUAUAACCUUAACGACUGCGGCAGUACUCAAACGACCGUAAAUGGACAACUGGUGUACUCCAACUCACUUUAUUAUUCUCCAUUAUCGGAAGGGUCAGUGAUUAGAGCCAUACCUCUCAGCCUCCCCGUUCAGUGCAUUUAUAACAGAUUCCACUACUCCUACAAAGUAGGCUAUGUACCGGAGGUGCACGAACAAACUUUUUUGAAGAGUAUGAAGAGCAAACGCAGCUUUCGUCUCUCUGCAUGCAACGCGGAAUGGAAGCAUUUAUCGUCAGAGGAGAGCUACAUGCUUGGGGAGCAAAUGUACUUCGAAGCCUAUGCUGCUUUUGUCCCUCAAAGUCAGAGGGUGUUUGUUGAUUCCUGCUUUAUUACGCCGUUCAAGGAACCAAAUACCAUACCACGCUUUGAAGUCAUUCACAACUUUGGAUGUAUGGUGGACAGCAAGAGAGAAGGCAGUCGGUCCCAGUUCUUUUCCAGAGAGGAAAAUUUCCUGCUUUUCACUGUGGAUGCUUUCCUGUUCCCUCAAAUCACUGACAAGCAACUCUACCUUCACUGUAAUAUUACUGUUGGAAAAUCAAUUCCUAAGAGGAGUGCCAAGUCCUGUACCUACAAUAGAGCAUUGCAAAGGUGGGAAGAGCUGUAUGGUUCAUCCUCGGUGUGCUCCUGUUGCGAUUCAGUCUGUGAGGUGUCAGAGUUUUGGCCAGCCUUGAUGUCUCCUUCAGUGAAAAGCCUCAUCACCAGUGAAGCAUGGAAAGUGUUGGACAAGACUGUGCACUUUCAGGCUGAGGUACUGCCAGAAAAUGAGGUCAGGGUAGAGGAAAUUAAGACAUUUAAAUCCUUGGCAGUCACUUCUGGAGAGGUGUUGAAGUCAGAAGUCACUCCUUGGAAGGAAGACAAAAACACAGUCACACUUAUGGAUAAGGUAGAGGUCAAGCUUAAACGUUUGGAGGACAUUUCUAGCCAGGACAGGGAGAAAGACAGGAAGUUAGAAAACAUGGGAGUGACAACCAAGGUAGAAGAGAGAAAUUUGCAAAGCUUGGAAGGAAUACCAAAAAUGCGUGUAGUAGAGGAAACGCAAAAAGAGUCAGCUUUAGUAGUGACAGAGGGUAUUGUUGACAGGAAAGUGUCUGUGGAGGCAACGGUUAAGGACAAACCGGCUGAGAAGAAAGUGGUUAUGGUUGAAAAAGGCACGAACCAAGUGACUGAAAGUGUACUGGAGGGACCGGAGUUUAAUGAAGCUCUGCCAGAGGGCAUGGAUAUUACUCUUUCUCAGAACACAGUGAUGCUUAAGGUAGUUCAGCAGAACAUGUCUGGUGAAUUGGGUGUUGCCUCUAUAAAAGCUGAGGUGUUAGAGAAAAUGAAGGUCAUUGGUGGACAGUGGUCAGAGGUUGAGGGAGUAGGGUUUGGACUGAUGCCUUUGAAGGAUGAAGACGCAGCCUUUCUUCAAGGAUCCAUGGAACCUGCAGAGUGGAAAAAGGACUACCAAGGACCAGACUUAAAAUGGAAAACAUCCACAAAGGAUAUGCUUGCUGUGCUGGAAAUGUCUGUCCCAACUGGAAACACUGGUGUCAAUUAAAAAUGUACCCAGAAAA
Esox lucius (northern pike) is the source of this 2217-nucleotide messenger RNA. RefSeq names its product zona pellucida glycoprotein 3d tandem duplicate 1 (gene zp3d.1). The record is from RefSeq and is a predicted model, not a curated record. Gene Ontology annotation, molecular function: acrosin binding. NCBI's taxonomy places the organism in Eukaryota, Metazoa, Chordata, Actinopteri, Esociformes, Esocidae. The transcript is spliced from 9 exons. Gene Ontology annotation, cellular component: extracellular matrix. Bases 84 to 2201 code for a protein of 705 amino acids. Gene Ontology annotation, biological process: egg coat formation; positive regulation of acrosome reaction; binding of sperm to zona pellucida.